UAACGUGCCAUCGCCCCUCUGCAACCGUUCUCCACCCUCUCGCAGAUCCCGACCGUCUCUCCGGCGACCACAUCACCAGCCCGCUCAUUCUCCACCGCGAAUCCGAAGAUGGGCAUUUCCGGCGACAGCGGGAGGGGAAAGGCGAAGCCCGCGGGCAAAGCGAAGCGCAGGACCUGGUCGUGUAAGGCCGGUCUGCAGUUCUCCGUCCGCCGCAUCGCCAGGCACCUCAAGGCCGGCAGGUACGCGGAGCGCAUCCGCGCCACCACCUCUGUCUACCUCGCCGCCGUCCUAGAGUACCUCGCCUUCGAGUUCCUGGAACGCGCGACAUCGUGGCGUCGGAAAAUAAUAGGACCCGGAUCACGCCACGCCUCAUCCAGCUGGCGUUGGACAAAGACGCUGAGAUGUGUCAACUGGUGGGGCACGCCCUCAUCUCCGGCGGCGGGAUGCCGGCCGAUAUCGACGCCAUGCUCCUCUACAAUUUGACGGAUUUGCUAGCGGUGAUCCAGAGAGAGAUGGCAAUGCCAUCCGUAUAUUCCUUGAAGAUGGACACCAAAUUGAGGAAUAACAUGGUACUUGGUCAGGUUUUAGAGCAUGCUCCAAGUUCUCAUAGUUGUGAAAGCUUUGCUAUAUAUAUGUGAUUGGAGGAAUUAUAUAGUUGGUGUCUUGAUGAAAAUUCUUAUUUCUGGUUAAUAAAAUCAUGUUAUUG
Hordeum vulgare subsp. vulgare (domesticated barley) is the source of this 706-nucleotide messenger RNA. RefSeq names its product histone H2A-III-like. The coding region runs from base 109 to 483 and encodes 124 amino acids. Gene Ontology annotation, cellular component: nucleosome. Gene Ontology annotation, molecular function: structural constituent of chromatin; protein heterodimerization activity; DNA binding. The record is from RefSeq and is a predicted model, not a curated record. The transcript is spliced from 3 exons. Lineage: Eukaryota; Viridiplantae; Streptophyta; Magnoliopsida; Poales; Poaceae.